This is a messenger RNA of Glycine soja, 614 nucleotides long. RefSeq names its product putative RING-H2 finger protein ATL69. Gene Ontology annotation, molecular function: transferase activity. The transcript has a single exon. Gene Ontology annotation, biological process: protein ubiquitination. Lineage: Eukaryota; Viridiplantae; Streptophyta; Magnoliopsida; Fabales; Fabaceae. The coding region runs from base 57 to 614 and encodes 185 amino acids. The record is from RefSeq and is a predicted model, not a curated record.
AUCACGCAAUCCAACUCCAAAUUCCUAACCAACCAAACCCUCUCUUUUUCUUUUUCAUGUUCACGCCGGCUCCUCCACCCUCCGCCGUCACCGCCACCGAGGGACUCGGCUACGGCAUUGCCAUCGCCGUGAGCAUCCUGGUCCUCAUCUCCACCAUCAUGCUCGCCUCCUACGCCUGCGUCCGAAUCAAAGCCAACGUCAUCAUCAUCACUCGCCACCGUCACAACCACAGCAUCAACAACAAUAAUAAUAAUAAUAACAAUAGUAGUUUUCGUGACGCCUCGGAUGGGCCUGGCGUUGUGGUCCUGGGCAUGGAGAAGCCCGCCAUCGAGACCUGCUACGGGCCCAAGAUCGUGAUCGGAGAGAGCAAACGCCUGUCCAGGCCCAGCGACCAGGGCCCGUGCGCGAUUUGCCUGAGCGAGUAUCUUCCCAAGGAGACCAUACGGUGCGUUCCGGAGUGCCGCCACUGCUUCCACGCUGAGUGCAUCGAUGAGUGGCUCAAGAUGAGUGCCACGUGUCCCCUCUGCCGGAACUCCCCUGUGCCCUCGCCGCUGCCGACGCCGGCCGCCACGCCGCUGUCGGAGCUCGUUCCGCUGGCUUUCGACGCCAGGUGA